UCUGACGGAACACGUGUUCCAGAGGCAGAGCACCGGAAGGAACAAACAUACUUUGCCAUUACAGAAUAAAAUACAUUAUUAUCUGAAGAAUUCGUUUUUGUUGUAGCGUUUUGCAAUCACUAAAAUGUCGACCCAAGUAUGCAGUUGUGCCGAAGAAGUCAGAAAACUUACACAACAAGUAUCAGUAAUGAGAAGAGAGAUUAAAAAUCUCAGACAGCAGAUAGACGGAUCCAUACGAUCACAUAAGAAACAGGUUUCAUCUCUUCAAUCGAUGUUGACAGACUGUGUGAAUUUGAACCGUGGACUACAGUUACAGAGCAAACCCCCAUCUCAGAGCCCCAGUAGGAUGAAUCUGUUACAAGGGCACAUUCAAACUGUACCGAUUGGAUAUAUGAAUUCAUGUUUUGCUGUCAAAAGUGGCACUCCACGACAACCCACCAUAUGCAGUUCCUCCCGGGCCAGCCUGAAGAUUGAAUCAUCAGUCUUCAAUAACCCUGAUCAUUCUUUAGUCGGGCUGGAACAAUACUCCCAUAUCUGGAUAAUUUUUCUCUUCCAUAUGAAUGGUCAACUUAGCUACAAAGCUAAAGUCAAGCCACCGCGCCUGAAUGGUGAGAAAGUAGGGGUGUACUCCACCCGUAGCCCCCACAGGCCAAAUGCUUUGGGACUGACUUUGGCUAAACUGGAAAGAAUCACAGGGGAUACAAUUUACCUGUCAGGAGUUGAUAUUAUCUCUGGAACACCUGUCCUAGACAUCAAACCAUAUAUUCCAGACUAUGAUUCUCCAACAACAAGGACUGACAACACCAGUAGCGAACAUAGACAAACUUCAUCAUUUACAGACCCUCAAGUGCCUCAAGACAUGGAGCUAGAUGAAGAACCAGACAUCUUACAGGCAUCUUUUGAACAUUCUUCAGAGCUUUGCCCAGAAGCAAGCAUCUCAUGUCCUGCCAGUAAUUCAGAUUUGUCCUGGACAAAAAGCUCUAAAUCCAGAGACGUCAAUGAUAUGCUAGCAGAAGUGAAAGACUACCUCAAACAAGAGCAGUUCACUGAAAACGCAGCUGAGGACAAAACCAAGGAUGCUCUUGGGAGCAGUUUAACAGGAACAACCCCUAUCAGUUCAUCCAGGCUAAACUUUGGACAAGAGUUACACAGCAGUAUUGCUGCUUGGGUCAGGGCGCCCCCUGUCAGUAACCUUGAUGUCCGCUUUACUGUACAUGCAGAGAAGGAGCUCAAAGAGUUUGUUCCCUGUGACAGUAUAGAAAGCAAAAGGCCAAAGUUCCAGUUCUUGAACGGGCCUGAUGAAGCCGUGGCGGCCAUUCACGGCAUACUCUCAGCUGACCCCAGAUCAGUAUAUCGCCGUAAACGUUGUCAAGACCGCUUGUUCUUCUUCACUCUGGAUACAGCUGACAUCACCUGCUGGUUUGGCGAUGGCUUUGCUGAAGUUGUGAGAGUCAGGCCUGUGCAGAACUGACAGUCUGACCAUCCCAAACCAUUUUUGCUCAUGAUAGGAGUACUGGAGUUCCAAAGUCAAAUUAAUACUAAAAUGUUUAUUUAUUAGUGUACUGAUAUUGUUUCUUUAUAGUUACUCUAUGUCACAGAUAAAACGUU
Molecule: messenger RNA, 1608 nt
Organism: Paramisgurnus dabryanus
Lineage: Eukaryota; Metazoa; Chordata; Actinopteri; Cypriniformes; Cobitidae
Gene: trmo
Product: tRNA methyltransferase O
Source: RefSeq, a predicted model, not a curated record